Cucurbita moschata (crookneck pumpkin) is the source of this 1164-nucleotide messenger RNA. RefSeq lists its product as uncharacterized. Lineage: Eukaryota; Viridiplantae; Streptophyta; Magnoliopsida; Cucurbitales; Cucurbitaceae. Bases 151 to 807 code for a protein of 218 amino acids. The transcript has 4 exons. The record is from RefSeq and is a predicted model, not a curated record.
UUGAGAGCCCGUUUACCCUUUUCCCUCUCUCGCCGCCCCAAUCUCUUCUUCUUUCUACGCAUUACACUCUGCUACUUCCUCAUCUUCAAGCUGGCUAUCGAGAAUCAGGAAGCUACUGUCCGAGAAAUCAAGCCUAAGAGCAGAAGAAUCAUGGGCGCUGGAGGACCUGAGGAUGAAGAUAAUAGAUGGCCGCCAUGGCUGAAACCUCUGCUUCGAGAAAGAUUCUUUGUUCAAUGCAAGUUCCAUGCCGAUUCCCACAAGAGUGAAUGUAAUAUGUACUGUUUGGAUUGCAUGAAUGGCGCCUUAUGUUCUCUCUGUCUCGCUUAUCACAAAGACCAUCGCGCUAUUCAGAUUAGAAGGUCCUCAUACCACGAUGUGAUAAGGGUAUCGGAGAUUCAGAAAGUCCUCGACAUUACCGGCGUCCAAACCUACAUUAUUAACAGCGCCAGAGUCGUAUUCUUGAACGAACGCCCUCAGCCUAGGCCCGGCAAAGGCGUCACCAACACCUGUGAAGUCUGCGAACGCAGCCUCCUCGAUUCUUUCCGAUUCUGCUCUCUUGGCUGCAAGAUUGUGGGAACAUCGAAGAAUUUCGAGAAGAAACCGCGAGUGAUGGGGGGGUCGGAUUCCGAGGAUUCGUGUUACAGCAGUAGCAGCCAAGGAAGAGCGAUGAACAAAAACAAGAACAAAGUGGUGCAGAGCUUCACGCCGUCAACGCCACCCCCAACUUUGGUCAGUUACAGAACGGCGAAACGACGAAAAGGGAUUCCACAUAGAGCUCCAAUGAGUGGACUCAUGAUCGAAUAUUGAAAAAAGAAAAUCAUCAUCAAACCCUUUUUUAUUUAAAAGAACAUCGCUGCAUCCUGUACUUUCCCUAAUUUGAACACCGAGAUGAUGCUCUACUCAUAUAAUGUAGUUUUGGAUUGGGCUCGCUGCAUCUGUUGCUGUUGGUCGUGGUCGGAGGAGAGGCCGUGGAAAUAAGUAAAAGGCGAGGGACUUGAUUGCAAAAGGGGAAAAAGAUUGUGAGUUGUGUUCUAUAGAAGUAGAAGAUAAUUAUGAAAAUAGGAAGGACGGUGCUGAUUAGAAGUUUAGUUAUACUUGAGUUUUGGGUUUUUAUAGAUGUGAAUAUUGUUUUUUCUUUUUAUAAAUUUUAAUGUUUUUAUUUUA